ACCGGAUCCUCCUCAGGAAAAACGUGGUGAACCGACUUCGUUCGCUGUCAAGUACAUCUUGCGCCUGAUCACACUUCCAUUCACUCUUUCCAUUGUCAUUGCCCGGUCUUGCUCCCCUGUCGGGCUCGGCUAUUAUCAGCGGCCUCUGUAGGUGCCUGAACCCCCCGUCUCCAUCCUCAGGCACCUCAUCACGCCCAGCCAUUUCCACUGCACCAGACAGCUGGAGGUCACGGGAAUUUCAUCCACUUCUUGUCACUGCACAUCGACCUCAGCCAUCGCGCUCGCGAAUCACCCGCGCCCGUACCCAACGUACAAAUCCAAAUCCUCGGAGUGAGAGCAAGGGAACCACCUUCGCCAUGGCCACCAUCAAUGGCAUUGCCAGCGCAUCUGCACCUCCACUCCCAUCACCGCAAUCGCAGCCGCCUGAUUCCAACCACGACAGCCUGACUCCAGCUUCCAAGCGGAAACGCGCCAACAGCACCGAAAUUCCUGACCUUCAAACAAAUGGCACGACCGAGGCUGUCCAGACCACCGCCGCAUCCACAACCGCAUCGAACGAACGAACCCCCGCCCACUCCGACAUUCGCGACUUAAUAGAUAUCCUCAAAGGGUAAGCAUGCGACGGCAUUCUGACGACGCUCCACCAUACCAUGGCCUUUCCCCCACAUCUAGCAUCUGGCAUUUCAUCUUAGAAAAAUAGCGACUAAUCGGAACUUCUAGACUUGAUACCGUACCCUCGAUUCUCGAUCGACCCCUCAAUGAUCGCCCUUUCUCAACGGAACCGCAAGCCAAACGGCAAAAGGCCCAAGAUGGCUCGGAAGUCAAAAAUACCAUCUUGACGCGCGCGGCCGCUCACGCCUACGAGAGCCUCGAUGCUGUUCUAGAAGAUUUGAAUGCCGCCGUAUUAGACAUGGAGGAGAAGAUGCAACUGCCAAAUAGCGCCGCUAGAAACCAUUACAUGCCAGUAGGAUCUGCGCAUUCCGAACUGGGCCUCAAAGUUUCGGCAUUUCAAAAGAAAGCACACGAGCUUGUCAGAAGGCACAAGAUGUCUACGGAACAAGCCCAAAAGAAGGAUGGCGAUUUGAAUGGCAUUAACGGGCGACAAACAAAUACUCGUCCUCAAAUCACCACGGCCUCGGGCGAUAACAAGAAAGUUCUCACUUUGUACGGAAGUGCCCCUCAGCCAAAGCAGCUAUUCUCUAGUUUCCAGCUCCCAACGAACCUUGAAGGAGAGGUCAAGCAAAUUUUACCCCCCAUCAGGGAAGGCGGAUUACCCAACGGCAUUACCACUACACAAAUCAUUCCCAUGCCAUCGUCAAACCUGGUUGAAGUCAAAAAGGCGACCCUCGGUGACGUGUUUCCAUCUCCCGCAAACAUCAUCCCACUUCAACCACCGAAACCUUCAUCAAAUUCAACAACUAAAGAAAAGAUUGUUGGCUGGUACCAACCAUCCUCCUUCGAACCACGGUAUAAGAGCGCCAGUUACUCUAACGCAAAUGUCAGCUGUGGUCAAUGGCUGGACUACAGCAACGCAACUUCGCCAAAGAGUUCUAAGAAACGUCACCGUGAUAGAAAUUUGAGUCUUAGUGGUUCUAAAAGCUUGGUUCCAGAGGCAGACUCCGCCGAGGUUGAAGCUGCAAAACGAGAUGCUUUAUUCCGUAGCGCAUACUGCAGCUUUGCUCCCACCAAAGAUAACACAGCGGCUGUCAUGCCAACUGGUAUGUUGGAACGUAUCUGGUGGCAGCAAUCUGGAGAACGAGCCUAUAAUCGAGCUGUCGAAAAUGUCGCAGAAUUGACUGGGUCAAACAAGGCAGACUCUGAUGCAACCAAUAUCAGCAGUGAAGAUGACAUUAAGAAAUUUGAAGAAGCAGUUGAGGGCUGGGAAAAGGAUGUUGUUGACCCAAGCCUUGUUGAGUUGGCUCCCGCCGAUGAGAAGUCCAUCCAAGAGAAAGAUGUGGAGGAGGUACUUGAGGGCAUAUCGGAGCUUUUGGAGACUCUCAAUUCUUACCAAAGAAUCCGACACAUGUCCUUGAACCCCACUAUUCGCGCAGCUGGUGGCCUUCUUGCGGCUCCGGAUACUUCCAUCACGGGAACUCCGUCAAAACCAAGCGAUGCGGAACAAGCAACUUACGAGAUGCUCAAGGCACAGUUGUCGCUGAUGAUCGCUACUCUGCCUCCAUAUGCCGUUGCCAAAUUAGAUGCAGACCGAUUGUCGGAACUUAGGGUCAGCACCAAUAUUGAAAUUCAAGUGGACAACUUUAGAGGAGUUAUGGAAGAGGACGAAAGUGCAGCCAAGGCAAGAGCACUAGCUACAGCAAGUGCUGCAAAUGUGGCUCGUGCUCAGCAACAGCAAACUCCUAUCCACCGUACCCCCUCGGCAAGCCAAGUAUACGGCAAUCAGUUCUCUGCCCCUCGCCCCACUCCUACGCCCUCUCACCAAUAUUAUGGAGGAGCGCCGACCCCUUCGCGAGCACCUCAGCCAAGUAUGCAAAGACAUACCUCAGCUGCAGCUCCAAUUCCUUACUCAGUACAAAGGCCCGCUGCUGCUGCUCCCUUCCGACCUCCCCAACAGGGCUACAACACACCAAAUUAUGGCCAAGCCGCUCCUCGUCCAGCUCAGCAAUAUGCACCUUCAAGCCAACCACAACAGUACAUGCAGCAGGCAGCCGCUGCCCAAUCCUUUUUGAGAGCGCCGGUUCAUAAUUAUCAAGGUGUUCCCCAAACUGCACCACAAAAUGCAAUGAAUGGACGUUACCCAUCAUCUGGAUACCCACAUCAAGCUCAACCCACACAAAAUGGGCCAGAUUAUCGCUACAAUGCGGCCUCUGCCAUGGCUAACCGACAAAAUUCUCCACAAAUGUCCAUGUAUAGUCAAGCCAGCCCAGCCCAAGCUCGACCUGCUUAUUCUUCUCCAACACCACCUUUGCCUCAAGACAGCCGUCGAUACCUCUCUAAUCCCAUGAUGACUAGUGGCAGCUCACAGGUUACACAACCACCACAAUCACAACCAUCUCAAUCUACGGGAUAUCAUACCUAUCUUACGCAGCAGGAACAGGCGACCAUGAUGGAACAGCAGCGGGCAAAACUAGCUGCUCAAACACAGCAACAAAAUGCAGUACAACAGCAAGCCAGAGCAGCACAAGCAGCUUUGGGAACCCCAUCGCAAUCUCAAGUAAACGGCACCAAUGCUGUGAUAGCUGGGCUUUGAAGUAAAAGGAUCUCGGCGUGAAUUUUAUGUGGGGUUGGAGUCAUUAAAGAGCAUCGACAUCUACCUUUCUUGCUUGAAGAAGGAUAGUUCUUGGGUCCCUAUUUGGGCAGGCCUCUGCAGGAUGGUAAAUUUGGGUCUGGCGUGAAAAGGGGUCUUGUGCAUUUGGAGUUUGGAAGGAAAUUGAAUUUGGGGUUGACCGCCUUUUUGCUCUCUUGUUUUUGCGGCUUCUGUUUUUUGCGCAGAGGCUCUGUCAAAUGUAUAUCAAACAUGUAUGCGUAUACCUAGAGCGUUUGGUGGUUGCUGGGGUGGGAACCCAAGGCCCUCUAUUUUCUUAUUGAUUUUUCAUGGAUGGAUGGAUGGAUGGGAUGAGUACUUUUCAUCUUUCUUCUAUCUGUGUGGUGGCAACCGAAAGAAGAAAGGCUUGAGAGAAUGGAAUGGGAUGGAUGGGAUUGUACCCUUGUAAUUCAUGCAUUGAGGAAAACCGGCGUUAAAUAGUCUUCGCCCUUUUGUGUUUUCUUAAUUAAAAGACUUUUUUUUGAAA
Molecule: messenger RNA, 3749 nt
Organism: Hymenoscyphus albidus
Lineage: Eukaryota; Fungi; Ascomycota; Leotiomycetes; Helotiales; Helotiaceae
Source: the annotation of a GenBank genome assembly